This is a messenger RNA of Scleropages formosus (Asian bonytongue), 774 nucleotides long. RefSeq names its product leucine rich repeat containing 18b (gene lrrc18b). The coding region runs from base 1 to 774 and encodes 257 amino acids. The record is from RefSeq and is a predicted model, not a curated record. Gene Ontology annotation, molecular function: protein binding. Gene Ontology annotation, cellular component: cytoplasm. NCBI's taxonomy places the organism in Eukaryota, Metazoa, Chordata, Actinopteri, Osteoglossiformes, Osteoglossidae. The transcript has a single exon.
AUGACCAACAGAAAGAAGCAGCAGCUGGAGCCCAAGGGCAGAAAGAUCACUCUGAAAAUGGCCAUUAACGCCCUACAAGUGACUGUCGAUGGAAAGCGUCGCUUGGACCUGAGCAACAUGCAGAUCGCCACGUUCCCGCGUUGCCUUCUGAAGCUGGCUGAUGUGGAUGAGCUGGACCUGAGCCGGAACCUUCUGCAGAGAAUCCCUGACAGCAUUGAGCAGUUUCUCAACCUGCGUUGGCUGGAUCUGCACAGCAACCAGCUGGAGGAGCUGCCGGCCACCAUCGGCAACCUGCAGGGCCUCCUCCACCUGAACCUGUGCAAUAACCAGUUGACCGCCGCUGGCCUACCCACCCAGAUGGGCCAACUGCGCAGGUUGCGCAGCCUCAACUUGGGCAUGAACAGGCUAGAGAGGCUCCCAUCCUCUCUGGGGGCACUCAGGGAGCUCCGGGAGCUGGGCCUCUUCAACAACCUGCUCACCCGCAUGCCGGACUUCCUAGACAGGCUGCCCCACCUCUGCAAGCUCAACACCAGCUCCAACCCCAUUGUGGAGCCAGGCGAUGGCAAGGAGCUGGACCCCAUCGUGAGGGUUCAAUUCCUGCACCUGGUGGACAUGGACUGGCUCUGUGAGUCCUGCCAUGAGAGGUGCACAUCAGAGCUCAAGAAGCUGGACAGACUCGGAGCAGUCAGUGGACAUGUCCACACCAAGCCCGCCUUCUCAGGGCUCGUCUCUCCAAAUUCUGUGGCAUUGGAGGACCAAGAGCUGUGGAGAUGA